UAUAGAUCUAUAUACACAUAUAAGAUUUGAGCUAAUUUAAUUUGAAAUAUCCAUUGGAUAUCUUUUAUAAUUUGUUUCUAAAUGAUAUUUAAUAAAAUUGUACAAAGGAUAUUAAUUAUCAGAUGCAUGUGUUACAAAUAUGGAUUAUAUUCAUAUUGACAGUAGCAGAAUAUGUUAAAUGUGGUGAUAAUCCGAAUAACACACAUGGUACUAUAGAAAAUGAUAGUGAUGAAGAAGAUGAUAACUUUGAUGUAACUGAACCAUCUAACGAUGUUAUUCCACAACCUUCUAGUGAAGUAAGUGAAGAAGAAGAAAUUCAAUUACAAUUAUCAGAACCUGAAGAACAACCAUAUCCUUUAGGACCACCACAACCCACACAUCAACCUUUUAUUAUAGAAGAAGAACAAGCAGAACCUCUCGAUUUAUCAACACAACCACAACCAAUACAGCUACAACCAGUACAACCAAUACAGCCACAACAAAUUUAUCCGCAACCAAUACAUCCUGCACAUCCCCCUCAGCCAAUACAGCCACCAUUACCAUUACAACCACAAUUUCCUCAACAAUUACAACCUGGUUUUCCAAUUAGACCAAUAGCACUUUAUCCAAGGCCACCAAUACAACCAAUUCAACCACCACUACCAUUACAACCUGGUCACCCUGCUCGACCAAUACCACGAUAUCCACAAGUUUCUGGAUAUUCACCAUAUCAUCCCUAUGCAAGGCCGCCAUCACCAGUACAACCAAUACCUCCACCGUCAACUCAUUAUGUACCACCGACUCAGCCUCAGCCUCAGCCUCAAGUGCCACAACCACAGUAUCAGUAUUACGGACCGCCAACACAUUAUAUACCUCCAACUCAGCCAGUACAACCAACACCUGCAGAACCAACACAUUAUAUACCUCCAAGACAACCAGCACCUCAAUUUCAACAACCAGUACAAUAUUAUAUACCUCCACCUCAGCCAAUGUCUCGUCCUCCAACAUAUUAUGUACCUCCACCAAUGCAACCAGCACCGGCGGCUCCUAGUCAACCUACUGAUACUCAAGAAAAGGUAACCACAAAAAGAAUAGUUAAAAAGUGUAAGAUAAUUAAUUUUAUGAAGAAGGAUUCUGGAGGUAAAUUGAUUCCAAUGACAAGAAAAGACUACAUAAGAAUAUAUAAGGAUUCAGCAAAAGCAAAAUUUAAACUAUCUGCAAAUCUUGAGAGGGUACUUUGUGACGGUGAGCUGGCUUAUGAACAUACACCUGGAAAGCCUUAUCCUUCAUUAUUAAUUGAAAAUAGGCGAUUGAUGGAAUUUAUCGUUAGAUGUGGCGAUAAAUUAAUUAAAGUUAAGCAUCAUGAUAAUAUAUGGAAAAGAUUUGAAUAUAAUGUUCCACUUUAUUUUGAAGUUUUCACUAAAGAUGGAGAAGGAAACGACGUUAUAAUACCUAAGGAAUUUUUAGAAGUUGAUUUCGGUUACUAUCGAUCUUUUAAAUUUUUAUUUAUAGAAGGUACUAAAUGUCAUAAGAUUAUGGUUGAAAAUAAAUUCUUUUGGGAAAAAGGUGAUGAUGAAGAUUUUCCAGUUGGAUUUGCUAUUACCACUAAAUCCAAAAUUGUAAUAUUUUUCGAAAAAAGAACUGCUGUAUAUACAAAAUUAAAAGAUUGUUAUAAAUUGUUAUACAGCAAACCAAGAAGAAACUCUAAAUAUGAGUAAUAUUACACUUUUAAUAAAAUCAAGUAAUGUAACAUUUAUAAUAUAUUUUAAUAACAAA
Messenger RNA from Theileria parva strain Muguga, 1755 nucleotides. RefSeq lists its product as uncharacterized. Bases 123 to 1697 code for a protein of 524 amino acids. The transcript has a single exon. NCBI's taxonomy places the organism in Eukaryota, Apicomplexa, Aconoidasida, Piroplasmida, Theileriidae. The record is from RefSeq and is a predicted model, not a curated record.